AUGAUUGAGGAUGAAAAUGAUAUUGCUUAUUCCACUGCCAUACGUUCUUACUAUGUAUUUGUAUACUGUCCAAAACCUCAAUCAAUAACUCUUACUUACAGGCAACUUGAAAAUACAACAAUUUAUACACAAAACCUAUUAGAAAAUCGAAUUCAGCUAUUUAAUGUUGUAUCAGAGACACCUUUGAACGGAAGUGUAUUUCAGAUCAAUGUAUCAGUAAAUCAUUUACUUUCUCAUACUCACGGUCAACAGAUUAACAUUAGGUUCGAUAAUAAUCAGACCAUUUUGUAUGACGCUUCACACUACACAGGAAAUAAAGCUAGCAAUAUGCUCUACUAUAUCCUUCCUGUUUUAUGUACUGUUUCUCCUCAGCCUGUUCAACAUUUUCAAGUUUGUAUGACCGUAUUACAAGAAUACUCAGCAUAUACUAGUGAAUUAGCUAAAUACCUGAAUUCUUCAUCAUUACAUUUGAUAAAAUUUCUUGGCCAAUUUGAAAAUGAAGAAUCGCCUUCUUUAAUUGUUGGUCUCUUUAUAAUAUCAAGAUUAUUAAAAGAAGUAGAUGUUCCAUACAAAGUUUCAAAGUAUUUGACAACAAGAUUACGAAAUUAUUUAGAUCAUGUUUAUUCCGACGUAAUUUUUACAGAGUCUUAUAAUUUACCAACCUCGUAUCAUCACAUGGUAAAAUCCCUGUACGAUUUUAUUAAGAGAAGCUGCGGUUCUGCAUUUGCUGGGUUUUUAAUUUGGUCUUUUUGCUCACCUAUUAUAGACAUUGAUACUGUCUCUUUCCUUUCACCUGUAUCCGAUAUAAUUGCCGAUACUGACCUCAGACUUGCAAAUAGCGACUUAAUUAAUUAUUUAUUGAAAAGAUGUUCAAAAGGACAGCCAGUAAUAUUGACUGCCCUUUUUUCAUCAAUUAGUCCAAUCAGUACAAUCAAAUGUCGCUCAAAAAUUCUCAAAUUAUCACAGCAAUUUACAGAAUUGGACUAUAAGUCUGUAGAUGUUGAACAAAUUGCAGCCAUUUUAUCUCAUAGGUUAAGAUUAGCGAGUAUUGAUUACUCAAGUCAAAACUUUUUCAUUACAAUUAAGCCAAUAUUAGAUCAUUUUUCAAAUUUCCCAUCUUUGUUUAAUUCCAUAGAUCAUUGGAUGCCAUUUCGACAUCUCCCGAAUUUCGCCAUCGAAUUCGAUAUUCCAAGAGAAAUGGUUUUCGAUUUAGCCAUUACCGGAAUAGAAAACGAGGAAAAUGUCUCCAAUUUAUACAUUUCUACCCUUGGAAAUGUUCUUGUCCUCAUUGAAGGUGAAAAAUGGCUUCUUUUAUUUGAAGAAUUUUUCAAGCGAGUUAAAUCCAUUGCUUUUGAUAUCGGAUUACAACUCCGUGAACAAUGCCAGAAAACAAUUUGGAAAGCAAUGAGUGCAAAUUCAGAAGAAUUCAGUGAAAUCACAAAUAGAGUCUUUGGACCAGAUGUUUGUGCUUUAUAUGCUGGAUAUUUCUCGGCAUCGGCCUUUUUGGAGAAUGAUACAAUCAGUGAAGCACUUCGCCAGUGUUUAGUUUCUCAAUUACCAAAUAUUGAUCUUUCACCACGCGCAAUUGGUAAGGAUUAUGUUAACAUUGUAGCCAUUAUGCGUUGUGAAUGGGCUCUGACUGUUGAUCCUGUGUCUAUGAAGAAAAUUGCAAAAGCAGCACUGAAAUUAGUCAGAUCUAUCAAAAAGAGAGUGGAAACGAUCAGUUCAACCGGUAUUCGCAGACUUGCUUGUCUAGAAAAAUGUGCAGACCAUAUAAUUGAGACUCUUAAUAUGACUUUCCCUCAUGUUUGA
Trichomonas vaginalis G3 is the source of this 1812-nucleotide messenger RNA. RefSeq lists its product as uncharacterized. The record is from RefSeq and is a predicted model, not a curated record. NCBI's taxonomy places the organism in Eukaryota, Parabasalia, Trichomonadida, Trichomonadidae. Bases 1 to 1812 code for a protein of 603 amino acids. The transcript has a single exon.